GCCGGGCGGCAGGAUGGGCUGCAUCCAGAGCAUCACCUGCAAGGCGCGGAUCCGGCGCGAGAACAUCGUGGUGUACGAUGUGUGCGCCACCAUCGACCAGUGCCCCACGCGCAUCGAGGAGACCUCGCCCAUCGUCCUGCGCUACAAGACCCCCUACUUCAAAGCCUCGGCCCGCGUGGUCAUGCCCCCCAUUCCCCGCCACGAGACCUGGGUGGUGGGCUGGAUCCAGGCGUGCAACCAGAUGGAGUUCUUCAACACCUACAGCGACCUGGGAAUGUCAAGCUGGGAACUGCCGGACUUGAGGGAAGGGAGAGUAAAAGCCAUCAGCGACUCGGACGGGGUGAGCUACCCUUGGUACGGGAACACCACAGAGACCGUGACCCUGGUCGGCCCCACCAACAAGAUCUCCAGGUUCUCCGUCAGCAUGAAUGACAACUUCUACCCGAGUGUGACCUGGGCAGUGCCCGUGAGUGACAGCAAUGUGCCACUGCUCACCAGGAUCAAGAGGGACCAAAGUUUCACCACCUGGCUGGUGGCCAUGAACACUACCACGAAGGAGAAGAUCAUCCUGCAGACCAUUAAGUGGAGGAUGAGGGUGGACAUUGAGGUGGACCCUCUUCAGCUCCUGGGGCAGCGGGCCCGGCUGGUGGGCAGGACUCAGCAGGAGCAGCCCCGGAUCCUGAGCCGGAUGGAGCCCAUCCCCCCCAACGCACUCGUGAAACCCAAUGCCAACGAUGCCCAGGUCCUCAUGUGGAGGCCCAAGCGGGGGCCGCCUCUGGUUGUGAUCCCCCCUAAGUAGAAGCCACCCGGCUGGACUGUGUGUGGAGCGCACGCCGGGGAGAUGCGCGGCAAGGUGGCCCGGGGCGACGGGAGCCAGACUGAGUUUUUCUGAGCCAAAGCAGACCUCUUGGUUUGCCAGCCUUUGCGGCUGCUCGCAAGGAGCAGGGCUGCCCCUUGGGUGGUGGAACCAUGAUCCUUAAGAAAAGCCCCUCCCUCUUAGGAAUAAAGAAAUCCCUGAUUUGGCGGACUUGCGGGGCUCACCCUGCAAGUCGCCGUAUUUUGGAGCUGA
Artibeus jamaicensis (Jamaican fruit-eating bat) is the source of this 1069-nucleotide messenger RNA. RefSeq names its product family with sequence similarity 78 member B (gene FAM78B). The record is from RefSeq and is a predicted model, not a curated record. The transcript has 2 exons. The coding region runs from base 14 to 799 and encodes 261 amino acids. NCBI's taxonomy places the organism in Eukaryota, Metazoa, Chordata, Mammalia, Chiroptera, Phyllostomidae.